GAAAAAUAGCUGCUUGUAGAUUGCAUCACCGUUAUAAUAAGUUCGGGAAUGGCUGAUCGGUAAGACAGCUGUGUCUACUGACCAUCAUCCCUCGCAUUGUUUUUUUUUUGUUGUGAGUCACAAUGUUAGGGCAACAGAACUUGAAGCUAAAGCCCCUUGAAGCCAGCCCACUGUACCAGAGAAGAAAACUCAGUGCUGCUGCCGAAAAAGAACCAGAAAGCUCAGAUGUUGACCCGGAUUAUUCGGAGCUGGGAGCUCCCAGCGAUCCAACAGGAAUUAUUAUGUCGUUGGGUGCAAUGUUCUGUUCUAAGUGUGGGGAAGGUUUCGAACCCCAUGAAAAGAUAGUGAAUUCUCAUGGAGAAGUCUGGCACCAACAGUGUUUUGUGUGCUGUCAAUGUUUCAGGCCUUUUCCAGAUGGAACUUUUUAUGAAUUUGAAGGUCGGAAAUAUUGUAAACAUGACUUCCAUGUACUUUUCGCUCCAUGUUGUGGAAAAUGCAAGAACUUUGUUUUUGGAAGAGUCAUCAAAGCCAUGAAUAAUAACUGGCAUCCUGAAUGUUUUACUUGUGAAUUAUGCAACACAAUGCUUGCAGAUGAAGGUUUCAUCAAAAAUGCUGGAAGGGCACUCUGUCAUGAAUGUAAUGCACGAGAAAAGGCAGCUCAAAGUGGAAAGUAUAUAUGCUACAAGUGUCAUGCUGUCAUUGAUGAAGGAGUUCUGAAAUUUCGAGGAGAACCGUACCAUCCAUAUCACUUUAAUUGCACAGCUUGUGGUAUUGAGCUAAAUGCUGAUGCAAGAGAAGUUAAAGGCGAAUUGUACUGUCUUCGUUGUCAUGACAAAAUGGGUAUUCCUAUUUGUGGAGCUUGUCGACGUCCAAUUGAAGAACGAGUAGUAACCGCUCUGGGAAAGAAUUGGCAUGUUGAGCAUUUUGUGUGUGCCAAAUGUGAAAAACCUUUUCUUGGACAUAGACAUUAUGAGAAGAAAGGGUUGGCUUAUUGUGAAAUACAUUACCAUCAAUUAUUUGGAAAUCUCUGUUUUGUUUGCAACAAUGUAAUAGGAGGAGAUGUCUUUAGUGCUCUCAAUAAAGCUUGGUGUGUUCAUCAUUUUGCAUGCUAUGUAUGCGAUCAGAAAAUGAAUCAGAAGACUAAGUUCUUUGAAGUGGAUUUAAAACCAGUGUGCAAAAAAUGCUAUGACAAAUUCCCAGCAGAAUUUCGAAAAAGACUUAAAAAAGCUUAUGAAUCAUCACCUAAGAAAAUUAUGACAUAAUUUUACCUUUGUAAUAGUAGGAGUCUUUGAAGCUGUCUUUGAACUGCCAAAAUUUUUAAUGCUUAUUAAUUUGUCCUACAGUGCUUUAUUUAUUAAUGUUUUUAGUGUUUAAUAUGUUUUGCUUGCAAGACUUAUAGAGGAGAUCUUUACCUCAAAUGUAAUAUAGAUUUUUAUCUGGAAUCAAAAUGGUUGUACUUGUUUUCCUAUAAAAGGUUGAUGUGUUUCAAAGUCAGAGCAGUGAUAUUUUUAUCAAAAGAGCAUUAACUCAUAGAGUUUUGAUUAAUGUACUGAUAUUGUGGUUACUAAUUAAGAUAUCAAGAUUAUCUAAAUUAAAAAAUGAAAUUUGAAAAAAAAUUUAGCAAAAUUAUACUAGUAU
Molecule: messenger RNA, 1638 nt
Organism: Argiope bruennichi
Lineage: Eukaryota; Metazoa; Arthropoda; Arachnida; Araneae; Araneidae
Gene: stck
Product: LIM and senescent cell antigen-like-containing domain protein 1
Exons: 10
Coding region: 123-1262 (379 amino acids)
Biological process (GO): cell-cell junction organization; cell-cell adhesion; positive regulation of integrin-mediated signaling pathway
Cellular component (GO): cell-cell junction; cytoplasm; focal adhesion
Source: RefSeq, a predicted model, not a curated record